Messenger RNA from Paraphaeosphaeria sporulosa, 1302 nucleotides. RefSeq names its product subtilisin-like protein. Gene Ontology annotation, molecular function: serine-type endopeptidase activity. The record is from RefSeq and is a predicted model, not a curated record. Gene Ontology annotation, biological process: proteolysis. NCBI's taxonomy places the organism in Eukaryota, Fungi, Ascomycota, Dothideomycetes, Pleosporales, Didymosphaeriaceae. The coding region runs from base 115 to 1302 and encodes 395 amino acids. The transcript has 4 exons.
AUUCAAGGUCGUCGUCAAGCUCGUCCAAUCAUCGAGCUCUUCCAGAGGGAGAAAGAAUCGUCACACCGCACAAGGCUUUUCUGGAAUGGAAAACUCUUUUAGUGGAGUUUGAAAAUGAGCUUGGUGUGGAGCAGUUUCUGGCAGUCUGUCACGAUCCGGACAUGGCUCCCGAGCCUCGCGUCCACGAAACACAUUGGAAAGUCUCGAGCGAGAGAAUGGUUCACAUUGCUACGCAAUCUCCGAAAACGCUAUUUCCCAUACGGCCUAAACGAAGCUGUUCGAGUAAGAAUCGCGGUCUUGGAUACCGGUAUCGAUAACACAAACCCGGACAUAAAUGAGAUGUGGGGAAAACGGGCUCAGCCCCCAAGAAAAUACUAUCGUAACUUUCUAGAAGAUUUUGCUGUUGCAAGUCAGCUUGGAACAGAGCCAUGGACAAAGGAAAAAGUGGAUGAGCACAUUAAGCAGCUGCGGCAACGUCGGGAAGACUUGCCACGGGAUGAUACUGGCCACGGUACACAUGUGGCAGGCAUCAUCAUGCAGCUCUACCCAGAGGCUAACUUAUUCAUUGGUAGAGUACUUGCAGAGAACGUCAUCACCGAGGAUGGGGCUACCCGGGCAGCAGCUAGGAGACUCGCGCUGGCAAUCCUGUUCGCCAGUGAAGAGUGGAAGGUGAAGAUUAUAUCGCUCUCUAUCGGCUUCCGUAAGACAUUUUUGCGCAGUGAAGAAAAGGCCAUUGUGCGAAACGCCAUCAAGUACGUCAUGGACAAGGAUCCAAGUGUUCUCAUUUUUGCCUCGGCUUCGAAUGAGGGAAACAGGGACGAAAUACUAUUUCCAGCGAGCGAAGACAGGGUCUUCUGCAUUAAUUCUUCCGACGGGGACGGAAACAGAUCUGAGUUUAAUCCACCGCACCAGGAACGUCACGAGAAUUUCAGCAUUCUUGGUGAAGGUGUGAACUCGACUUGCCUACAGCAAAAGAAUGCGGGCACAAGUGGAAGGCUGGUGGCAUCUUGGUCGAUACGAAGAGGGACGUCAGUCGCGACUCCAAUAGCUGUGUCGGUAGCAGCUAUCAUUCUCCACUUCGGGCGUGAGGAACUUGAGGGUCAUCACAGGGAUCUUGAGACGCGGCGUGGCAUCAAACGGAUCUUAGAGAGCAUGGCACCUCAAGAGAAUCGAGAUAAGUUCUACGACAUCGUUCCUUGGAGGAAAGGGGUAUUUGUGGAAAACAACGGCUUUCGGGAUCCAAAUGAGUCUAUUGCAUUGGCCAAAGAGAGGUUUCGGGAUAUACUUGAGGACGCUUUCUAA